Messenger RNA from Oryzias melastigma (Indian medaka), 546 nucleotides. RefSeq names its product dolichyl-phosphate mannosyltransferase subunit 2, regulatory (gene dpm2). Gene Ontology annotation, biological process: GPI anchor biosynthetic process. Bases 61 to 405 code for a protein of 114 amino acids. NCBI's taxonomy places the organism in Eukaryota, Metazoa, Chordata, Actinopteri, Beloniformes, Adrianichthyidae. The transcript is spliced from 4 exons. Gene Ontology annotation, cellular component: endoplasmic reticulum membrane; dolichol-phosphate-mannose synthase complex. Gene Ontology annotation, molecular function: enzyme regulator activity. The record is from RefSeq and is a predicted model, not a curated record.
AUUUUCUUCUGACAAUGGUCACUUUCAUUCCACUCCUGACCAGCAGGUGGCGGUAAUGAAAUGUUCUUUCCCUGCGACUUCAAAGCCUUUCACAGCCGAACCCAAACCGACCAGAAGAGUAGAGAGCGUCACCAGGUUCUAUCGCCUGUCAACAUGGCAACUGGAGUGGAUCAAGCCGUCGGCAUGGGUCUUGUUCUUUUCAGCCUUUCUCUGUUUUCAUACUACUCUGUUUGGGUCAUUGUACUGCCUUUCAUGGACAGUGAUCACAUACUGCACAAGUAUUUCCUUCCUCGUGAGUACUCCGUCAUCCUGCCGGGCAUCGCAGCGGUAGUUUUGCUCCUCCUUAUAGGGACUUUUACAGCAGCUGUUGUGUGGAUGAAUCACAAGCCAAAGAAAGCAGAUUAAUCCUACUUCAUUUGGGAAAACGGAACUUUAAAAAGUCACAUUUUUGCUGGAUUUCUGAACAAACGGGUUCAUUUAACAUCAUCUAACAGUCUGAACAGAUGGGUUUGGUUUUGUUUACAAUAAUAAACAUUUUCACAUUGA